This is a messenger RNA of Helianthus annuus (common sunflower), 1819 nucleotides long. Its product is annotated as tricin synthase 1. NCBI's taxonomy places the organism in Eukaryota, Viridiplantae, Streptophyta, Magnoliopsida, Asterales, Asteraceae. The record is from RefSeq and is a predicted model, not a curated record. The transcript has 6 exons. Gene Ontology annotation, molecular function: O-methyltransferase activity; S-adenosylmethionine-dependent methyltransferase activity. Bases 135 to 635 code for a protein of 166 amino acids.
UAAAAAAUCCAGAGACCGAAGCUUGCAUCCGUUGGUUCAUCUAAAACCCCAACGAAACCUGCAACUUUGAAGUUUCCUCUGUUUCAAUUUGCUAUCAUUCAUCCAACUUUCAAGAGUUGCUUAGUGUGUAAUUAAUGACUGCUUCAGUGAUUCAUGUUGGGUGGAUGUUUCCACCAUUAUCCACCUUUGUCCCUAACAGACUGUGCUGCACUCAUUGCACUACCUUUGUUAAACCUAAUUUCCUUCCAUUUGGUCAACAAAAGUCAGCCAAUUUGACCACCAGUUGUUUGAGUCACAAGGCUUUGACCACUGCAGCCAGUGACCACAACUAUGGCAAUAAGCAGGUGAUCAGUCUUACACCGCGGAUGUACGACUACUUGCUCGCUAAUGUUAGAGAACCACCGAUUCUAAGAGAACUUAGAGAGGAGACUGCGACCAUGCGUGGUAGUCAAAUGCAGGUAUCCCCUGAUCAAGCACAACUACUUGCGAUGCUUGUCCAGAUUCUCGGGGCAAAGAGAUGCAUAGAAGUUGGAGUCUACACCGGAUACUCAUCAUUGGCUGUUGCUCUAGACUCAUUACAAAAAGAUGUGGUUGUCCUCUUGGGACACAAAGAUAACUGGAGCAUAAGCAGUUGAUUAUGUGACUUACUUGGUCACUCUAUUUAGGUAGCGGGUCAAGAAUUCGGUGAGUUUUCUCAAAGAAACUGACACUGAAUCAUCUGGCACCAAAUCGAAUGCAUGUACGGGCAUACUUUCCAACAUCGAGUCAAUGUUUGAGGAUUUCACCUUAAACAGGACUAACAAGAUUGUGAACUCACAUUUAUUUGAUCAAUUAGAAGCUCGAAAACCGGUUUUUGACAAGAAACACGAGCCUAAAUUAAGGCGUAAAUUUGUGUUUGAAGGACUCUCCGAAGAAUCAAGAAAACGGAUACAGUAUCAAAAAAUUGUGUUAAUCAGAUUUUGAAAGCUUCAAUGACCAUAAAGGCAGAAGUACUUGCAGAAAUGGAGAUCCCUGAUUGAUAAUCUCACUAAGGUAAUGUUUUAAAAUGUUAUCAUUGCUCUCAGACAGGUCAUUUUUGGUAUGGGUCAAAACGGAUCAGGCUGGGUUAUUGACCCAAAUUUUUUUUAUAUCCAUAUCCUGAUAACUUUGUGACAAAAGAUUAGAUAUUGAGUAUAAUACAAAACAAUAUUGAUGUAGCAAUCUAUACCUUUAGGUUGAUCUGUGCAUUGGCAAAAAAAACCUAAAAGAUUUUCACAAGUUUAACCCGUUUUCGUUUUAGCUAACUUUUUUUUAAACUUUGACCCAUUUGAGAUACAUCAAUAACCUAAGUCAAACUUUUUGCAAGUAAAAAGAUUCAAAAAUUUUCAUAGUAAAAUGCUAUAUUUUUUAAACUUGACAGAAUAGAAGAGAGUCUUGGAGAUUCAAUCUACAAAAGUAUUACAGUUGACACGUUCGAUCUAGGACAGUUUUUAUCAACCAUGUUGUCAACAGAGAUAACUGUUCUUCUUCUCAAGAACAAAAUAGAAGCUUCCAUAGUUAUAUUAAAAAGAAAAAGGCAUCAUGGUUUAAACCAGUGGGAUAAGCACAAGAAAUACUUGGUUUAAACCAAUGGGACUUGAGAAAAGGAAUAUGUGAAAUAAGAUGAUCUGGAUGACUUUAUGUGCAUCUUAAUUUAAAAAAAAAAAAAAGAUUUCAUAAGCAACAUCUACUGUACUGGUAUUAUAAGGUAUUAUAUCUUAAAUGGUUCUUAUUUAUGUAUAAAUCGUUUAUAUGGUAUAUUUCCAAACUGACGGCCUAUUACAUGAUUUUCGUUUGCCUU